Adineta steineri is the source of this 759-nucleotide messenger RNA. Lineage: Eukaryota; Metazoa; Rotifera; Eurotatoria; Adinetida; Adinetidae. The record is from the annotation of a GenBank genome assembly.
AUGUUAAUAUCAAUGAAUGUUCGAUCAAUAUUGGGUGAUUUGUAUAAUCAAUAUUUUAAUUCGACAUGGUGUAUUUUUUCAGGAUAUUUAGCUAUUGUAAUCUUUGGUAUGUUAUACAUGAAUUUUCUAAAUCAGGCAUUAUAUCGUCUUAUUCGAAUUGUUUAUUCUCAAAAUAGAUGGUUUCUAUCUUUAAAAUUAUAUAUAAUUUUACCAAUUAUAGAAAUAAUAAUAGUAACACCUAUUCUUCUAAGUGUUCUUAUACCUUUGAAUGGUGUAACAUAUUUACCAAAUGAUUACUUUUGUUAUGCAACACUCACAAAUAUUCCCGGUGUUCUUUGUGCAGCAGUUGUUGUUUAUAUGUGUCCACUUUGUUGUAUAUCAUUUAUUUAUAUGCAUAUAACAAAAUUUAUUCGUCAACAAGGAAAUAUUCAAACAUUAAUAAUCAAACAACGGCAAGGUCGAGAUUUACUUAUUAUUCGACGCAUUUUAAUUAUUGUUAUUAUAUUACUUAUUCUUGGAAUACCUGCAGUGACUCUUGUAUUUAUGUUUAUAAUAACAGGUGAAGAGAAUCCAUUAUUUAUUCGAAUUUCAUUUUUCACAGUUAACAUAUCUCAAGCAGGAUUGAGUGUCGCAUUACUUUUUUCUAUUCCACAACUAAAAAAUAUUAUUCUAAACUUACGAACAACAAAAACAGUGACGCCUGUAAAUCAAGUUGUGCGAGGCACAAUACAAUUGAAAACAAUUGCUGGUACUCAAUAA